AUGAUCCUUCACCGCGUGCUCCUCUUCACUACAACGGCCCUCCUCGCCACCGCCGCUGCUACCAACGCAACCGACCUCGCAGCACUUGCGCAGUUCCAAGCAAGCCUCCCCAAGUGCGCCGUCAAGUGCCUCGCCGUCGGCGCAAAAGAGCACGGGUGUGAAACCACAGACGUCGAAUGCCAGUGCAGCCAGCUCGAGUCCAUCAUCAAGACCACGUCGCCAUGUCUCGUCAAGGCCGGUUGCGAUCUUGACGAAAUUUCCGACACGGCCAACCUCGUUGCCAAACUAUGUGCCUCCCAAAUCGCGAACCUCGUCGCCACCCAGACCACCGCGGCCGCCAAGGCAACAGCAUCAACCGCUGCGGCAAAUAUUCUACCCCAGGACCUAGCCUGGGCUGGAACAGCAGCUGUAUUGGCAGUUGUGGCCGCUGCACUAUAG
This is a messenger RNA of Ilyonectria robusta, 438 nucleotides long. RefSeq lists its product as uncharacterized. The record is from RefSeq and is a predicted model, not a curated record. Lineage: Eukaryota; Fungi; Ascomycota; Sordariomycetes; Hypocreales; Nectriaceae. Bases 1 to 438 code for a protein of 145 amino acids. The transcript has 2 exons.